AUUACCUCUUCCUUUUCGUGCGGCCGUGUCACCGCGUGGUUCACCGCCGCGUUUCUUGAAAGAAACAAUCAAAAUGGCUAUCAGACCUGUAUACAGACCGACAAUCGUCAAGAAGAGGACGAAACGGUUUAUUAGACAUCAAUCCGAUCGCUAUGAUAAACUUAAACGCAACUGGCGUAAACCUAGAGGUAUUGACAACAGAGUGCGCAGGCGUUUCAAGGGUCAAUACUUGAUGCCAAGCAUCGGUUACGGAUCAAACAAGAAGACCCGUCACAUGCUCCCCAAUGGUUUCCGUAAGGUGCUGGUCCACAAUGUCCGUGAGCUUGAGAUCCUGAUGAUGCAGAACAGGAAAUUCUGCGCGGAGAUCGCUCACGGUGUAUCAUCUAAGAAGCGAAAGACAAUAGUAGAGCGCGCCCAACAGCUCAGCAUUAGAGUGACCAAUGCCGCCGCGCGUCUUCGCAGCCAGGAGAACGAAUAAACUUAAUAAAAUUAUAUAUAAAAAAAUA
Molecule: messenger RNA, 506 nt
Organism: Papilio xuthus (Asian swallowtail)
Lineage: Eukaryota; Metazoa; Arthropoda; Insecta; Lepidoptera; Papilionidae
Source: RefSeq, a predicted model, not a curated record